This is a messenger RNA of Trichoplusia ni (cabbage looper), 1412 nucleotides long. It is a transcript of the gene Ipp, whose product is annotated as inositol polyphosphate 1-phosphatase. The record is from RefSeq and is a predicted model, not a curated record. Gene Ontology annotation, molecular function: inositol-1,4-bisphosphate 1-phosphatase activity. The transcript has 4 exons. Bases 89 to 1117 code for a protein of 342 amino acids. NCBI's taxonomy places the organism in Eukaryota, Metazoa, Arthropoda, Insecta, Lepidoptera, Noctuidae.
UUGACGUUUCAAGCCUAACAGAUUUACUCUUCAAGUUUAAAUUAAAUUAAAAAAUAUUUAAAGCUCCAUGUUUUGAUUCUCCCAAAAAAUGAAUAUUCUAGAAACUCUUAUAAAUGCAUCUGAAAAAGCUGCAUGUGUGGCACGGUCUUGUUGUUCAGGAUCAUCAAAUGAAGUCUUACUGGUUGCAGAAAAAUUCGAAAACGAAGCAAACGCUCGCUUUGAAAGAGAUUUUAAGACUAUCGCCGAUGUUUUAGCCCAGGAAGCAGCUAGGGCUGAAAUAGCAUGCCAUUUUCCUGAGCUUGCCGCCCAUGUUAGAGGCGAGGAGUGUUCAGAAAUCGGAGGAGUGAAGAUAACAAUAUGUGAUGAAGUUGAACAAACCGCAGAUGUUCUACGAACGUUAGUAGCGCCGGCGGUCGCUAAACGGAUGGCAGAAGCAGCUCACUGCAGCACCAAGCACACAUUCUGUGACAACUUGCCUAAAGAUUUGUUGCAGAUCAACACCUCUGACAUAGGCAUCUGGAUUGAUCCUAUUGAUGCAACUGCAGAAUUCAUAGCUGGUGUCCGUGGUGAGGCUGAUGCUGACCAUGGUCUACCAUGUGUGACAGUUCUUAUUGGGGCUUAUAUCAGGUCUACUGGAGAGCCAAUAGUAGGAGUCAUCAACCAACCAUUUUAUGACAAUGGGAAAGGUCGAGUCUUAUGGGGCCUCAACUAUAAGGAUACCAAAAAGUGGGGAGGCAGUAACAUUCCAAAAACAAAACAAAACAACAUAAUAUUAAUGAGUGCGGCAGAGAAGCCUGAAAUCCUUAAUAAAUUUAAGAAUAAUGGCUGGGAAGUGAAAUCUUUACCAGGAGCAGGGCACAAGCUGUUAAAAGUUGCCACAGGUGAAGCUGCAGCAUACAUAGUUUCUCAAGGAACUACAUUCCGGUGGGACACAUGUGCUCCACACUCUAUCCUCAGAGCUAAAGGAGGUGACCUCAUCACUUACUCCUCACACAUUCCUAUCUCAUACAAUGAUGAAAUUUCUAUUGACACUCAGCAAUACAGUAACAAAGAAGGUAUUAUAGCCUACAGUGAUGAAGCUGUGUUAGACAAAAUUAAAAACGUCCUUAAAGGUUAAGGUAUGACCCUCCCUAUAAUAUAUGUAGAAAACAAUGCCAUAAACAUGGUAUAAAAAAGUGAUUCUAAAAUCAUCCAUGACUAGAAAUCUCUAUUCAGCCUUAAAGUGAAUUUGUGAUCCAAUAGUAAUUAUCACCUUAUUUUAUGAUAUUGUCAUUUGUAUUUUCUAUAAAUAAUUAAUUUCCUUCUAUUGAUGUAAUAAUCUUAAGUGUAUGUGUUCAAAAUGUAUCUUUACUUAUCUUCUUACUAAACAUAUACAUGUUAAUGUAAUUUUAUAAGAUUGUAUCUAGUCAGUA